Messenger RNA from Closterium sp. NIES-65, 1293 nucleotides. The record is from the annotation of a GenBank genome assembly. Lineage: Eukaryota; Viridiplantae; Streptophyta; Zygnematophyceae; Desmidiales; Closteriaceae.
AUGUCCUCAGCAGGCUCAGUGUCGACCCCAUUGGCUGGGGCUUCCAAAACCUCUGGGCGGUCGUGGCGUUCCCGCCAAGGGCCUCACCCAAACGAGCUGAGCGACGAGUGGCGACGGCCGCCGCAGUUGGAGCUACUGGGCUUGACGAUGACGACCGAUGCACUCGCUCUGAUGGCAGUUGCCCUUGCAGAAGCCAGCCCAGGAGGGGUCCUGGGGAGCCAGGUCCCAGCCCUGCUCCGAGCCGUCUCGGCGCUGGCUGGGCCCGCGGCUUCCUCGUCGACAUCACUCGUGCAGCGCCGGAGGCGGCGCCGUUCGGGGGCCUUGGAGUCUCUCCCUCAGCCUGGACGUGCUCCUGCCUCCUUGAGGCCGCGGCAGCAGCAGGCAUUCCGACGUUCGCAGCGGCAGUCGUCGCGCCUUCCGCCGUUGGGGCGUCGCCUCGCACCCCAGUCGCAGCAGACACCGCCGCCGCCAGCACGGUCGGCGACACCGGCGCCGGUGACGCGGAUAGCGCCGCCUCCGCAGUAUGUUCCGGACUCGCGCCCAGCCUCGUCCCCUCAGCCUCCGCCUGUGCAGCCCGCGGGGUGGCAGAGGGCGAAACUGAGCCGGCGUCAAAGGCAGCGGCAGAGGCGCCAGCAGACACCAGGACCGCAGGCACUCCAGCAGCCGCGACUCCAGACUCCUCACCAGCCGCCACCGCGGGCGGCGCAGCCGCCUCCAGCUCAAUCUCCGCUCCGUCGGUUUCCUUUGCCCCUCCAUCCGCAUCAGCAUCGCUCCUCGGUGUACCAUGUUCCUCCGUCCCCUCCUCCGCCCGCUCAGGUCCCUCAGUCUGUGUCGGGCCCCUCGUCAUUCCAUCAGUACUCAUUCCAAGGCCCCCCUGUGCAGCACCCAUGGGUUCCAGUAACGCCUCCUGCCCCGCCGCCCCCUCAAGCCGUGGUUCCUGGUCAGCCUCCAACUCUCGUCGAGCAGCGCGUGAUGCACGUGGGGACUUGCUUGACGCUCUUGUCGUACGUGCUAGACCAGCUUCACGUGACUCUGGUGCAGCAGGAGGUGCAGAUCGGGGAAAUGCAGCCAGCGGAGCAGACUGCGGCAGUGGCGGCAGCGGAGGAGUUGCAGCAUUACCUCCCGCUGAUUGGCUUUGUGCCGGGCUCCCCCGGGGCUGCCCUCGGGCCCGGCCCUGGAGCUUUGGCACGGCUUGCCGAGUCUGCCCAGGAGGACCCUCUCGACCUUGUAGCCGCUGCCGCGUCCGUCCUACGCUGGUUGGACGGGCGGCUUUGCUGGAUCCUGGUUGAGUAG